CACCAAUGCUCACCGGGAGUUUCCCGCUCGCUGGCGAAUGGUGCAGUGGAGCGUCGAGCCUAUAAAUUAGUGAGCGGAGCGGCGACCCGGAAAGCAGUCGAGGCCAGCAGGCAUCAAUCGGUCGCUGUUCAAAAUCUGCGAUCGGCGAACCGCUUAUAGAUCGCAAUAAUUGGCAUACACAUCAAGUGGAAGACAUGCAGAAAGGAGCUUCAAAUGCAGAUUUGAAGAAGAGAGCAACUCCAGAUGAUGAUUUUGGGAAGGAUUUUUUCAAUUCGUGGAAAUCAACAAAAUUGGGAAAUGAUUCAGUUGAUUUUGACGUGGAAGCAGUCCCAAAGAAUAAAAAGGCUUCCUUUAAAUUUGAUGAACUUGAUAAUUUUGAACUCAGUGGGAACUUUGACAAACUGCCCUCCUUCAAGUUGGAUGUGCCUGAUCUUGAUUUCUCUAGUCCGUCUAAGAAAAAAGAAAAGACAACUGAAAAGUCUUCCAAAGAACUUGUUAAAGGAAAAAAAGAACCAAAAGACGACAAAUUCUCUUUUGAUUUUGAUUUCAACAGUUUCGAUCUUGAUUCAAAAUCACAGGAGGAUAAAAGACCAAUCAAUUUUUCUGACAAAAAUGUACCAGAACUUCCUUCUAAGCAUGAAAUGAAUCAAGUAUCAGACCAACGUUCUGAUUUUGCUCACAAGACCGAAGUAUCUUUUGGCAUAAGAGCUGAUAUUCCAAAAAAUAAUGAGAAGAAAACUUGUGUCACUAUGGCAGGGAGAGAACAUUCUGAGGAAAAUUAUUUGACAAAAGAAAAUUCUGAUAACAGCAAAUAUUUCUCCCUUCAAUCUUUUUCUGGUGAUGGUUCCACAGAAGUAGUUCUGCCUGAAAUACAGAUGGACAGUGCUCCUUCGGAUGUUGUCAAGCCAAGAGAGAUAAUGUCAAAGCAUGAUUCUAUACAUCCAAUCAGUAGUUCACCUUCCAUGAGCUCGAGCCCUGUAGAUUCAUAUAAUUCAGGAUGCUGGACAAAAGCAAGUGAGAAUGAACUACCAAAUCCUGGCACUUUGCUUCAGAAUCAGAACAAAGGUCUAUCAGCCAGGAUAACAGGAAGUCUUACUGGUUCAAUUAAAAUCAGAAAAGAUGCUAACAACUCCAGUGGCCUAAAUAAAUCGACUGAGGGAGUGAAAAAUAUUGAUGAGAAGCAGAAUUCCUGCCAAAAUCUUAUAGUACCACCAGAGAAAAAUAGUUCACGCAAAAAUCUUAUGCUACCACCAUUGAAGAGCGAGAUAAAGUUUGGGGGAUCUACAAAGCUCCAUGGGUUAAUGAGCACUGGUCUGCAGUUGAAAUCCAUCGGUAAUUUGGAAGAUAAUAUACCCCAAAAAAUUUCAGCAUUUAUAUCAAAGCCAUUCAAUUCUACGCUGGAUGCCAGAGCAAAGACCACUCAUGCAUCCAUCACUAAGGAGAACAGUUUACAAAUUAAAACUUCAAGUGCAUCCCACCAAAAUUCAUUGGGUUCCAAAAACGUGGCAACGCCUAGACUUCAGAAACCCAUUACUGAUACUACUAUUGACCCCAAGGGGUCAUAUGCUGGUAAUAACACUGGUUCAGUAAAAGAGAAUGUCAUAGCAAAACUUAUUUCCAGCAAUAGACUUGGUUCUCAGAUCACUAAAACUAAUAAGGGUGCCACUUCGGGUGAUAACAGUCAUCGUGGUAUUAUUGGCUCUGCUAUUUCGAAAAUGAUAGAUGUGAAUCAAAACAAACCAAAUUCUGCAAAACCAAGAGAAGCAAAAUCAGUGCCGUUUUUGGAGAAAAGGAUGGAAUGCCCUUUAAAUGCCGCAUCUAAAACAACCAACUCGGCCAAUAUUGAGAUGAAAGCUUCUUUGCAUGCAUCUUUGAAGCGGAAGAUUGAUGAGCAAUCAGCUGCAAAUCUGGAGACCGCAAGUCCCUUGGAAUGUGUCGAAGGGUCCAAUGCUAACCUAAGGAUUUCAUUGGAAGCAUCUCCAAACGCCAAAGUUAAAAUGUUUCCAGAAAUCAAAGUCGUAGAAACUUGCAAGGAUCUCAUUCCUCUUACAAACCAAACUUCUUUAACUUCUGUCCCUGAGAUGGAAAAUCUUGUAGCUGGAGUUUCACCAUUUUUUAUGGAAGAUGACAAUCUCAGAAAGGCUGAAACUCUUACAAAGGAGCUUGAAAAUAUAUGCAACUUGGUGAGAAAGAAGCACGAAGAAGCCAAGGAGCUUCAGGUCCGCUCAAUAAUAAACAAUAAUGCAUUGCUCUUGCUCAACUAUCCCAUGCUAGAGGAAAAGAUUCAGUCGCUUCAGAAAUUUUCCUCUAGCCUGCUUCUUAAGCAAAUCUGAAGAGUGAACACAUUCCUGCUUUUGUUUGUUAAAGCUUCCUGCAGUUCAUGAUUGUGUACAGAACAGAAGCCGUCAUGCUUCUGCUGCUAUCAUCAUACUUCCUUUUUUUACUUUUCCUGAUGAUAUUAGUAACAUCACCUACACUGAGAUAAACGUGACUGGCCGAAGCCAAUAAGGCAAUCAGUCGGAGCAUUAGUAAGGGACAAAUGAACUUACUGAUUUCUCUUCAAAUUUGUUUAGGACGCUUUCUCUUAAGCCAUGAUUGAGACCCGUAAAUAAGUACAUCCAGGUGUGUAAAUCUUAUUUUCUUUUCCUUUUUAGUCCUCUUAAACAUUACUUGGGAGUUUGACCGGUUGCGUCUGACCGCUACUAUUGAGCUAUGCACUGACUAGGUCAGGCUUUCUC
Messenger RNA from Dendrobium catenatum, 2738 nucleotides. RefSeq lists its product as uncharacterized. Lineage: Eukaryota; Viridiplantae; Streptophyta; Magnoliopsida; Asparagales; Orchidaceae. The record is from RefSeq and is a predicted model, not a curated record. Bases 195 to 2333 code for a protein of 712 amino acids. The transcript is spliced from 15 exons.